GCGGGUGAAGGGGAGGAGGGCAGCAAAACAAACUGCCAUGUGUGUACCUAUGCAAAUGUCUUGCAUGUUCUGCACAUGUACCCCAAAACCAAAAAUGCAAUAAAAAAGAAUCCAAAUAUAAUAAGAGAUUUUAUCUAGACUAUAUAAAGAACUCUUGUAAUUACAUUAUAAAAAGAUAAAUAACUCAAUUAAAAUGGGCAAAAAUCUAACACGAGAUUUCUUCAAGGUAGAGUGGCCAAUAGACACAUGAAAAGAUACUCAACAUCAUUAGUCAUAUGGGAAAUACAAAUCAAAAUUACAAGACACUAUUUCAUACCCACUAGAAUGGUUAUGAUCAAACAGAUGACAAAUAUUGGGAGAAUACAGAAAAAUUGGAAUCCUAAUACACCGUGGCUGGGAAUAUAAGGUGGUGUAGCCACUUUGUAAAACAGUCUUGGUAGUUCCUCAAAUAAACAUAGGAAUAUCACAUAAUCCAGAAAUUCCAUUCUUAAGAAAUGAAAAUGCCAGGUGUGGUGGCUCACUCUUGUAAUCCCAGCACUUUGGGAGGCUGAGGCUGGCAGAUCACCUGAGGUUGGGAGUUCCAGAACAGCCUGACAAACAUGGAGAAACCCCAUCACUACUAAAAAUACAACAUUAGCCAGGCAUGGUGGUGCAUGCCUUCAAUCCCAGCUACUUGGGAGGCUGUGGCAGGAGAAUUGCUUGAAUCUGGGAGGCGGAGGUUGUGGUGAGCCGAGAUUGUGCCAUUGCACUCAAGCCUGGGAAACAAGAGCACGAUUAGUCUCAAAAGAAAAAAAAGAGAGUGAGAGAAAGGGAAGAAAAGAUAAAAGAAAGAAAGGAAGAAAGAAAAAGAAAGAAAGGAAAAAAGGAAAAGGAUAAAAGAAAAAGAAAGAAAAAAGAAAGAGAGAGAGAGAAGCAAUGAAAACAAGACCGGGGUGGUAGUAAUCCUAGCACUUUGGGAGGUCGAGGUGAGCAGAUCACCUGAGGUCAGGAGUUUGAGACCAGCCUGGCCAACAUGGCAAAACCCCAUCUCCACUAAAAGUACAAAAAUACUAGGUGAGCAUGGUGACAGGCACCUGUAAUUCCAGCUACUUGGGAGGCUGAGGUAUAAGAAUCUCUUGAACCCCAGAGGCGGAGAUUGCAGAGAGCCGAGAUCAUACCACUACACUGCAGCCUUGGCGACAGAAACUGCAGUGUAGAGAGACUCAGUGUGAGAGACUCCAUCUAAAGAAAAAAGGAAAAAAAGAAAGAAAUGAAAACACCCGCAUAGACAUUUGUACAUGAAUGUGAAUGUCCAUAGCAACGUUAUUUAUAAUAGCCAAAAGGUGAAAACAAUCCAAAUGUCUAUAAGCAGUUGAAUUGAUAAUAGAAAUGUGAUAUUCUAUACAAUGGAAUAUUAUUUGGCCAAAAAUAGAAAUUAAAGAUUCAUACAUGCUACAACUUAGAUGAACUUCAAAAGCAUUAUGCUAAGAGAAAAAAGCCAGCCACAAAAGUCCACGUUAUAUUAUUCCAUAAUAUGGAAGUCCAGAAUAGGAAACUCUAUGGAGACAAGGAGUAGAUUAAUGGUUGCUUAGGCUCAGCACAGGAGGGAUGAGGGAAUUGUUGGGGGAUAAGGAGUAAUAGUUAAAAGAUACAGAGUUAUUUUGAGGUGAUUAAAAUGUUCUAAAUUGGGAUGAAUGCACAACUCUGAAUAUAUCAUAAACCAUUAAAUCAUAUAUUUUAUUUAUUUGUUUGUUUAUUUAUUUAUGCAUUUAUUUAUUUUUGAGAUGGAGUCUCAUUUUGUCACCCAGGCUGAAGUACAUUAGUGCGAUCUCCACUCACUACAACCUCCACCUCCCGGGUUCAAGUGAUUUUCCUGCCUCAGCCUCCCAAGAUAUCUUUUGUAUUUUUAGUAGAGAUCGGGCUUCAUUAUGCUGGCCAGGCUGGCCUCAAACUCCUGACUUUGUCAUCAACCCACCUCAGCUCCCGAAAGUGAUAGGAUUACAGGCCUAAGUCACCACUCCUGACUUGAAUCAUGUAUUUCAAAUAGGUAGAUUGCACUUUUAAAAUGUUCAUGGGUAUAUAGUAGGUUCACAUAUUUAAGGGUGUAUUGUAUUUUUUAAAAUAUAUUUCAGUAUAUCUUCUUUUUAAGUAGAAUAAAACGAAAUUAUUCUUGUAAUGAUAAAAACCAAUUCAAAAACAGUGGCGGGCCCGACCCUGAGAUCUACCUAUCUGGGAAAUGAUUUUCCAAUAAUUUGAAAGUUGUGAAAACUCAGUCCUCAGAGCUAGGUGAUAAUGAGGAAUUAAAUUGCUCUCUAGUAAGGCAUUAGGUAACCUUCCUCUUUAGAACUACUACUGACUGCAGUGAUGCAGUGUCUACCCAGUGUCUGUAACAUGUAGAAUGACAAAUAUGUGCUUGUGAAAUUGUUCCCAUGUCACGUCAGAAACAGUUUGCUCGUGAUAUUUUGGGCUAGAUGAUUCAAAUAGGAAAGAAACAUUUUGUUCCUAAGUGUAUAUUUCACCUCAAAUUAAAUGUUAAUUUCAAUUAAAAUAUUUUGUUUAAUCACUAACAACAGCAUUAAACAGUCAAUAACAUGUGACUGUUUGCUCCUUCUACUCCUCCCUUGCAACAUCACAGAGGUCCGUCUGUUCACACAAAACCCACAUGAAAAUAGGACUCACUGUUUCAUAUUGCAUAGCUUAUUCAGUACAUUUAGAAGAAUUUUGCCUCCAAAAUUAAACCAGAAAAUAUGACUCAGUUAGAACGCAUGGUGGCGCUGCAGGCUAAGAUGAUGGAAAAUACAAUUGCCUACCCAGCUCCCAGAUCCAGCAAACGGUUUCCCAAAGCCUGGAAGCAAAAGAGAAGCUGAGCCAGAGCAAACGCGAGUGUGAAACCUCUUUAAGACACCGUUGAGCUGCUUGCUUCUGACAUUCCGGACUGCAAAACCGUGCUACUAGGAUCCUGGGGAUACAUGAAGCUUCUGUGAACCAACUUUUCAAGAAAGAGCAAUGGAGACUGGAUGGAUGCACAAUCGGAGACACAGGCAAGUCCUUGUUUUCUUUGUUUUGCUGAGCUUGUCUGGGGCGGGCGCCGAGUUGGGGCCCUAUUCCACUGUGGAAGAAACCGAGAGAGGCUCUUUUGUGGCAAACCUAGGGAAAGACCUGGGUUUGGGGUUGACAGAGAUGUCCAGCCGCGGGACCAGGAUCAUUUCCCAGGGGAACAAACAGCAUUUGCAGCUCAAGGUUCAAACUGGAGAUUUGCUCAUAAAUGAGAAGCUAGAUCGAGAGGAGCUAUGCGGUCCCAUUGAGCCUUGUAUACUACAUUUCCAAGUGUUAAUGGAAAAACCCUUAGAAAUAUUUCAGGCUGAACUGAGGGUGAUAGAUACAAAUGACCAUUCUCCCGUGUUCACUGAAAAGGAAGUGGUUCUAAAACUACCGGAAAAUACUCCUCUAGGAACUGAGUUCCCCCUGAAUCAUGCUGUGGACAUGGACGUAGGAAGUAAUAAUGUUCAAAACUAUAAAAUCAGCCCAAAUUCCCAUUUCCGGGUUCUAACCAGAGAACGCAAUGAUGGCAGGAAAUAUCCUGAGCUAGUGUUGGAUAAAGAGCUGGAUCGGGAGGAGGAGCCUCAACUGAGAUUAACCCUGACAGCGCUGGAUGGGGGUUCUCCGCCGCGAUCUGGAACCACCCAGGUCCGCAUUGAAGUGGUGGACAGCAACGAUAACGCACCUGAGUUUGAGCAGCCCAUCUACAAAGUGCAGAUUCCAGAGAACAGCCCCCUUGGCUCCCUGGUUGCCACCGUCUCCGCCAGGGAUUUAGACAGCGGAGCCAAUGGGAAAAUAUCAUACACACUCUUUCAACCUUCGGAGGAUAUCAGUAAGACUUUGGAGGUAAAUCCUAUGACAGGGGAAAUUCGACUGAGAAAACAAUUAGAUUUUGAAACGACUAUGUCUUAUGAAGUGGACAUCAAGGCCACAGAUGGGGGAGGUCUUUCAGGAAAGUGUACUCUUCUCCUGCAAGUGGUGGACGUGAAUGACAAUCCUCCACAGGUGACCAUGUCUGCACUCACCAGCCCCAUCCCAGAGAACUCGCCUGAGAUUGUAGUUGCUGUUUUCAGCGUUUCAGAUCCCGACUCCGGGAACAAUGGGAAGACGAUUUCCUCCAUCCAGGAAGACCUUCCCUUUCUUCUAAAACCCUCAGUCAAGAACUUUUACACCUUGGUAACGGAGAGAGCACUAGACAGAGAAGCAAAAGCUGAAUAUAACAUCACUGUCACAGUCACAGAUAUGGGGACUCCAAGGCUGCAAACGGAGUACAGCGUAACAGUGCAGAUAUCGGAUGUCAAUGACAAUGUCCCCGCCUUCACCCAAACCUCCUACACCCUGUUCGUCAGGGAGAACAACAGCCCCGCCCUGCACAUCGGCAGCGUCAGCGCCACAGACAGAGACUCAGGCACCAACGCACAGGUCACCUACUCGCUGCUGCCGCCCCAGGACACGCACUUGGCCCUCGCCUCUCUGGUCUCCAUCAACGCGGACAACGGACACCUGUUCGCCCUCCGGUCGCUGGACUACGAGGCCCUGCAGGCGUUCGAGUUCCGCGUGGGCGCCACAGACCGCGGCUCCCCGGCGCUGAGCAGCGAGGCGCUGGUGCGCGUGCUGGUGCUGGACGCCAACGACAACUCGCCCUUCGUGCUGUACCCGCUGCAGAACGGCUCCGCGCCCUGCACCGAGCUGGUGCCCCGGGUGGCCGAGCCGGGCUACCUGGUGACCAAGGUGGUGGCGGUGGACGGCGACUCGGGCCAGAACGCCUGGCUGUCGUUCCAGCUGCUCAAGGCCACGGAGCCCGGGCUGUUCGGCGUGUGGGCGCACAAUGGCGAGGUGCGCACCGCCAGGCUGCUGAGCGAGCGCGACGCGGCCAAGCACAGGCUGCUGGUGCUGGUCAAGGACAAUGGCGAGCCUCCGCGCUCCGCCACCGCCACGCUGCACGUGCUCCUGGUGGACGGCUUCUCCCAGCCCUACCUGCCGCUCCCGGAGGCGGCCCCGGCCCAGGCCCAGGCCGACUCGCUCACCGUCUACCUGGUGGUGGCGUUGGCCUCGGUGUCGUCGCUCUUCCUGUUCUCGGUGCUCCUGUUCGUGGCGGUGCGACUGUGCAGGAGGAACAGGGCGGCCUCAGUGGGUGGCUGCUCGGUGCCCGAGGGCCCGUUUCCAGGGCAUCUGGUGGACGUGAGCGGCACCGGAACCCUGUCUCAGAGCUACCAGUACGAGGUGUGUCUGGCGGGAGCUUCUGGGACCAAUGAGUUCAAGUUUCUGAAACCAAUACUACCCAAUAUUCAGGACCAAUCCCCUGUGCCAGAAAUGAAGGAAAACUCUAACUUUAGGAAUGACUUUGGUUUCAGCAUUCAACUAAAAUAAUCAGUUUCAAGGUGUAUAUUUUAAUGUUUAUAGUAAAUUUAGAGUAUGGUUUUUCUGUCAACCUAGUGUAAAUUAUAAAUUAUGCUAAACUUUCCUAUGGGACUUCCCAUGUUGUCGCUGUUUUAAAUGUGGUAUGUCAUCUUUUCUUCAUUAGUAUACCAAUUUGAAUAGUUCUAAAUCUUGCCAAUCAAAACACUGAUCAGGUAAAUGGCUGUACAAAUACUAGUUCUGGAGUAGUUUGGGGGAAUAGAAGCGGGAAAAUCUGAGAAAUUGGUUCUACAUAAUCAGUUGUAGUUCCUUGUCUAUUUGCUUAUCAGUUGUUAAUCCAUUAAGUGUAUACAGAACAGUAAUGCACUAAGGUUGCAGUGAAGUCUGAUCAGGAAGGAAAGAAAGCUAGUACAGUGCGAAUAUCUGACUCCUACUUUAUUAUGCCCUCAUACUACUUACCCUCUUUGAUGCUGUUUUCUCUUAAAAUGUUAUAUAAUUUUCCUCCCUUCCAUGAAUAUAUUAGCACUUGUUUUAAUAUAACUAUUUUUAAUUGCUUUAUGUAUUUGUGUUGUUCAAUAAGAGGAAACUUUCACCAUAUUUAUUUAGUGAGAUAAAGUAGCGUGGUAAUGAAGUUAGCUUUUCCCCUUGGAGAAAUAUUGACCAUCUUUGAUGGAAUUUCAGUGGCCUCUCAUAUCCAUGUAUCUUUUCUUCUUUAAUGACAGAUCUCAGAUUUCAUUUAGGGCAUCAGUUUGCUUAGUGAAAACAAUACAUUUUCAAGCCUGGGAAACUGAACUUAUGACUGGGUUGUGGCCAUGAGAUGUAUGCACAAGUAUUAUACUGACCUCCACGAACACUGUUUAAAGGGAGAUAAUUCAUCGAGGAAGGGGGUCCCCUUUUUCCUUCUCUAAGUGCUCCUUCUGGCCUGGAAUCUGUAUGUCCUGACUAGUGCCACAGUCUUCUUGGACCCUAAUGAUUGAAACAUUAAGGAUUAAGAUAGUAAAAAAUAAACUUAAAAGAGUUGUCAUGUCA
This is a messenger RNA of Callithrix jacchus (white-tufted-ear marmoset), 6405 nucleotides long. RefSeq names its product protocadherin beta-16. Gene Ontology annotation, cellular component: plasma membrane. Gene Ontology annotation, molecular function: calcium ion binding. Gene Ontology annotation, biological process: homophilic cell-cell adhesion. Lineage: Eukaryota; Metazoa; Chordata; Mammalia; Primates; Cebidae. The record is from RefSeq and is a predicted model, not a curated record.